Messenger RNA from Phymastichus coffea, 5282 nucleotides. RefSeq names its product dual specificity protein phosphatase CDC14B-like (gene cdc14). Gene Ontology annotation, biological process: cilium assembly; protein dephosphorylation; regulation of exit from mitosis. Gene Ontology annotation, molecular function: protein serine/threonine phosphatase activity; protein tyrosine/serine/threonine phosphatase activity. The transcript has 10 exons. Gene Ontology annotation, cellular component: spindle pole; nucleolus; centrosome. The record is from RefSeq and is a predicted model, not a curated record. The coding region runs from base 561 to 2579 and encodes 672 amino acids. NCBI's taxonomy places the organism in Eukaryota, Metazoa, Arthropoda, Insecta, Hymenoptera, Eulophidae.
GGCUGCUACCUCCCCUGUUCAGUUAUAAAAUUUGACGUCGAAUAGAUUUCACUAAGUCCGUACUGAACGUAUAAAAUUCAUUGUUUUGAAAAUAUAAACAUUAUUUUAACAAUCAAUAUAUCAUCGGUAAAAUGUAUGUUUAUGGAAAAAAAGUUGUUCAGCAUAAACUAAUAGUGCAAGAUAAAAUGUGUAGCGCAAAAUUUCGUUUUGGAGUGCGGCGUCGUAUUGGAAUAAGGCGUUGUUUCAUUUACAUUAAUUUCAAUAAGCUCAAUAAUUAUGAAUAAACAUCUAAUGUUUGUAAUAAUUGAUUUUUUUAUGAAGAUAAAAGACGCGUUGGAGAGUGCGGAAUGAUGCAACUCUUGAAGGACUAUAUGCCGUGAUGGGACAGAUCACGGCAGUGAUACAGAUGAAGUCGAGGAUACAGAAACUGAUGGUUCCCACGCUUCGGAAACCGACGCUAUUGGUAAUGACGUAGAUCAAGAAUCGGGAAAAGAUAAGGUGAAGCAGCCCCGACAGCUGACGUCCGGCCGGCUUACCUGCGCUCCGAAAAGCGGACACAAAUGGUUCUCUAUGCGCCCAAGCAGAAAGGUAGGCGAUCAACUCUAAAAUAUAAGCGCGCGACUAAAGAAAUGGAUGAUUGGAAUAAAAUUUUAAUUGGUCCUGCAGAGAUCAUUAAAGAUCGUUUUUAUUUUGUCACUGUGACAUCACCUGACAAGGCCAAACAUACAGCCAACACUCAUUAUUUUAGUAUAGACAAUGAAUUAGUAUAUGAGAAUUUCUAUAAAGACUUUGGGCCUCUCAACCUUGCAAUGGUCUAUAGGUAUUGUCAAAAAGUUGACAAAAAGGUGAAAACAAUUACAUCAAACAAAAAAAUUGUACAUUAUACAACAACAGAUCCUCAGAAAAGGGUGAAUGCAGCAUUUUUAGUAGCAUGCUAUGCGAUAAUAUAUUUGAAAAAAACAGCAGAUGAGGCCUAUAAGUAUUUAACAGCUAGUCCAAAUGCUCCACCUUUUGAAAUGUUCCGUGAUGCCUCAAUGAGAGAACCCUGUUAUGUGAUAUCACUGAAAGAUUGCCUCAAUGCAAUCUAUAAAUGCCAUCAACUAGGUUUUUUCAACUUUCACGAUUUCAAUUUAAAGGAAUAUGAGCACUUUGAACGUGUUGAAAAUGGUGACCUAAAUUGGAUACUUCCAGGCAAAUUUAUUGCUUUCUGUGGACCUCACUCAAAUAAUCAAUUUGAAAAUGGUUAUAUGCUACAUGCACCAGAAUCGUAUUUUAAGUAUUUCAAGCGUCAUAAUGUGACAACGAUCGUUAGGCUAAAUAAAAAGCGUUACGACGCUACGAGUUUCGUAGAAGCUGGUUUCGAUCAUAAAGAUUUAUUUUUCGUCGAUGGCUCUCCUCCGACCUUGUCAAUUGUUAGGCAGUUCUUGAAAAUUGCCGAGAAAACCGAUGGAGCGGUGGCCGUCCAUUGUAAAGCUGGCCUUGGUAGGACUGGCACCUUAAUCGCUUGUUACAUCAUGAAACAUUACCAUUUAUCGGCGCUAGAAUCGAUCGCUUGGAUCCGAAUAUGCAGACCUGGUUCUGUGAUUGGUCAUCAGCAACAGUGGUUAUUAGACAAAGAAGAACAUUUACAUUCAUUACGAAAAGAUCCCUUGCGCUCUGAAAAUGGUAACCCAGUUCACGAGUAUGGAAUUUACUCAAAAAAUGUUACUGAAACGGAUGCGCCUAUGGCUCAAACUAGGCAUCCACACCUCCUGCAGGACAACGUAUCUGGAAUCAUGCACAGAGUCGAUGGCAUAAGACUAGAGGAUAACAAGGCUGCAAUUAAGACUCCAGUUAAGCUGUCGAUUUUGACGCAAGGCGACAAAUUGAAUCAAAUUAAAGCAAGAAGAACACUCUCUCCUAAUGUCAAUAUCGGAGGAAAUUCGACUACUACUGUUCCAGUAGUGCAUCCUUACUUAGGCUCUCUGUUGCAAAGCAGAGGUCAAAAAGGGUUGUUAAAUUCUCAAAUCGCAUCCAAGGAAAAGGAUGCGGUAAAACGCGUUAUCACUCGCUCAACAUCAACGACGGUUAUCAAAAGAAACGGCAACGAGCAAAGCGCGCCGGCCUAUCGACGUCAUUUACCUAAACCGCCAAUUCUGACCCACCGCCAUACAACCACCACAACCCACCAUCACAACAACAACAAUACAAGCACCACGAUCCACCACCAACACAACCACCAUCAUGAAAAUAUAACAACCAGUCCGAUUCCCACGUCCAAGCCAAGCUGCAGCAGGCCUCGAGCCUCCUCGCGGCCGAGUGUCACCACAACCACCUCAACCCACCACCACCAAGUCGCCACCUCCGGCCCUAAUUGCGUUGUGCGCUACUGGUCUCUCAGGCAAAAGGGCUCCUCGGUGGAGAGUGAGAAGCAACCUGCGACCGCGGCAGCAACGCCGGUCGCCAACGCGCAGCAGCCUAAGUCACACAUGUGCACGAGGAGCGGGCUGCGCUCGCAGGAAACGUCUGCCAACGCACGACAUCACUCGCUCAGGCAUGCGCGCACGACAAAAAGUUACAAAAAAGCAAUUAUCAGAUGACUAACCGAUAUUCUCAGUGGCGACGGGCUGCGCCGCGGGGAUGUCGUCGUAGCGGCAACGGCAACCACAUCGCUGCCGGUGCCACGUGUCUCGCACCAACGGCGCAGAUCACAUCGCGUCAACCCCAUCAUCCAGUAGAAACUUAUCGCAUUUUUGCACAUGCUAUAAUUAUUAUUGUUCAUCAUCAACAAAAUUCAUCAUCGGAAUAAUUAUCGUCGCGGAAAAUCAUCUUUUGUUUCUUUUUCUUUUUUUUUGUUUCAUGUUACAUUGAACGCACCAACACACACGAUUAUAUGGUGUAGAACGUUGUUUUUUGUGUUACGAACCGUAACUAUUCGCGAGUUGAUCGUCAUUCGAAAAAGCAAUUAUUUAUAGCAAUAUCGUUUUCUUGUUGCUUUUCAAUGAAUUUUCAAUAUGUAUACGUAUUUUUUCUCUGUUAGUUGUGUAAGAUUUUUUUUUGUAAGUCGUGAAUUUUUGUCUCGAGUUUUUUUUGUAGUUUAUUGAAAACUUUGAAUCGUAUAUUUAUAUUUUUCUACGUAUUAUUUUUAUGUACAAUCAAUUGUGAAUUUUUCUUAUUUUUGGCUUUGUGUUUCGUCAAUUUGCCUUGACACGUUAAGCGAAACGUAUAUAAAAAGAUAAAAUUCAUUUCGUCACAACAUAUAAAGGUCCGUGUAACAAAAUAUAGUUUCAUUGAGAAUCAACAGUACUAAUGGUGAUCAGAAAUGCUCCGUUAAUAUGUAAACUAAUAUCGUUGGAUUUUUUAACGAUUUCAUCAAUGUUUCAACAAAUGUGUAGAAAUCAAUAUAAUAAUGUAUGUACACAGCGUAAGACUUUUGACGGACGGUGUUUUAGUGGCACAAUGAAUUCUUAAUUAUGUGAUAUUGUACAGUCGAGAAAAAGUUAUGUACAAUUAUGAAAUAUUGUCAUUUUAUUUUCUUUUUGGAUGGCUGUUGGCUUAUAAUCAAAGAUAUAUUAUACAUUUUUUAAUCACGCAGUGCAGAAAUCAAGUUUCUUUAUUAUUUCAGCACACAAUGUUCGAUCAAAUAUGUGGCUUGCUAUCAAUGCUUACAAUUCAAUUGCGAUUAAAUAUAAAAUAUGAACCUAGAUUUAACUUUUUUUUAUAAUGUUGAUAUGACUGACUUGUAUUGUACGAUGCAACUUAUAAGUUACAAAGCAUAAUUGUACAUUGUUUUUUCUUUAAAAUGCAUAAAUAUUAUUGAUUAAAAGUUUGUGCGUUUUUCCAGCGAAAUUAUUUUUCGAAGCUAUAAUCAAAGAUAAAACAAAAGUGUUUAAUUUAGAGAUAAUAUACAGAACGUUCAUAUAUAUUUUUGGGUUUUAAAAAUUGUGCAACAAAUUCUGUAAUUUUAUGAAAUUGUAAAUUAUUCGUGUCGGCUCCAAUCAAAAGCCAAUCAAAGCGUGCUUAGGCGAAGCAGCUAUGUUUUAUUUGUAAAGCUACCAGACACAUUCUUGUAUCGGUUUUAUUCGCCUCAAGAGUAACUAUGUUUUUUUCUGUAUUUAUUAUUGUAAAGAAUGUAUUUGAUUAUUUUGUUGAUUUAUGUUGUAUAAUUGUAAUUUUUUGGAUUUGCGUGCUUUACGUAUUUAAAAACGCACAAACUGACAUAUGUAAAUCUAUAUUUACGUAAACAAUUUUUCGCAAAUCAACAAUUAAGUGAUGCAAAUUGCAAUAUGCAAUUGAAAUGCCGAAUGUAUUAAUUUUGAUGAUGAUUACCUCUCAAAUAUACAAGUUUUCGAACACACAUUAUUAAAGACUGCACUAUAAAGAAUUUUACGUAGUCGCCUAGUAUUCAGUAUAAUGACUGAAACACAGAUGUUAUAAGCCUAAAAAUGUCAAGCUUGUGAAUAACUAUACUAUUAUCCCGGAAUUUCGGCUGAUAAUGUGAAUUUCAUGUGCGUUUUACAUCGUUAACUUCUCUUGAAAGAAAAAAGUGUUGACAUAAUAAAAAUUAGUCGUUAGUCAGUUUUAGAGUUGAUGGAGUAAGAUUUUUUACUCUUUUCUUUUUUAAAAGACUUAGUGGUGUAUAUGUAUGUCAUUCCGUCAAAAAAACAUAAGUUUGUCAAAUGGGACAAAACAUUUAAACCCGGUGAAUUUAUCUGAGUGAGUGACAAUCUCGAUUGUGUAAUUUUGUAGACCUAUGAUGUCAAAAUAAUAUUUUGUUUGUUUUUCUUGAUCAAAAAUGUGAGAGUAUGUUUUUUGCAAUGGGAUGUUGAAAAUCAGAAAAAUGAAAUUUACAAACAAAGUUAUAUAAGAUUAUUAUUAUAUAGAGAGAAUAGAAUAGGUGUUUGUUCCAUGAAAAAAAAAACUUGAAUCGUGUUAUAUCUAAUUUUGUAAACGUAUUCAGCAUUUAUAAAGAGAGAAUUUCAAUACAAAUAAAUAUGAUAUAUUUAAAUCUAGACUAAAAGCGCAUAUAUAUAUUUAAUACAUAUAAAAAUCUAGUUUUCUUUUCUAAAGGUGUAUUGCAUAAAUCAUUGUUAGAAUCUAUGGAACUUAUCAAACUUGUUUAAAAUAAAUGCGAUAAAUGUCGGUCUUCCUGACACCGUGAGUAGUAUAUAAAUGAUGAAAACAAGUAUGUAGAAAAUGUAUGUAUAUCCAAACUUCUUUUAUAAAUAUAAUAAGAUGUUGGUAUUUCUUCUAUAAAUCACUGUAAACACAAGCAUAUAUGGGUUUUGCAAAAAUUAAAGCUU